This is a messenger RNA of Tachyglossus aculeatus (Australian echidna), 3616 nucleotides long. Its product is annotated as guanine nucleotide-binding protein subunit alpha-11-like. NCBI's taxonomy places the organism in Eukaryota, Metazoa, Chordata, Mammalia, Monotremata, Tachyglossidae. The record is from RefSeq and is a predicted model, not a curated record. The transcript has 7 exons. Gene Ontology annotation, cellular component: heterotrimeric G-protein complex. Bases 358 to 1437 code for a protein of 359 amino acids. Gene Ontology annotation, biological process: adenylate cyclase-modulating G protein-coupled receptor signaling pathway; action potential; phospholipase C-activating dopamine receptor signaling pathway. Gene Ontology annotation, molecular function: G protein-coupled receptor binding; GTPase activity; G-protein beta/gamma-subunit complex binding.
UAGUUAGGUUGUCAGUCCUCGUUGCUUGGAUUUUGUGGCUGCAGUGGGAGGUUGGUAGUAAAGAAGAUCGGGAAGGCCGAUGAAGAAUCAGACGACCGAGGAGUGGUGUGCAACGCCCUCCAGAGAAGACUCAGAGGUCGAGAUCUAAGAUUAAAGGAGCCACGAAUAAGGUCGGCGAACCGGAUUUGGCCCGAAAGCCGACCUGAAUUGAGAGUGAGAGGUUAUCGGGAUUAAAGGAAGGUGAGAGGGGGGAAAAGGCGUCCGCGGCGGCUCCUCUCCCUGCUAGGUGGGCGGGAGACGCAGGGUUUUCCGAAAGCAGUAGCGAGUGGGGACUCUGGAGGAGUGCUGAAAAAGAGGAUGACUCUGGAAUCCAUGAUGGCGUGUUGCCUGAGCGAUGAGGUGAAAGAAUCCAAACGGAUCAACGCCGAGAUUGAGAAGCAGCUGCGACGUGACAAGCGGGAUGCCCGGAGGGAACUGAAACUGCUCCUACUGGGAACUGGAGAAAGUGGGAAGAGCACAUUUAUUAAACAAAUGAGAAUAAUUCAUGGCUCUGGCUAUUCAGAAGAGGACAAGAGAGGUUUCACGAAGUUGGUAUAUCAGAACAUCUUUACUGCAAUGCAGUCUAUGAUCAGGGCCAUGGAGACACUGAAGAUCCUUUUCAAGCACGAGCAGAAUAAGGCCAAUGCCUUACUGAUUUGGGAGGUGGACAUAGAAAAAAUCACAGCAUUUGAGCAGCCGUAUGUAAAUGCAAUUAAGACUUUAUGGAAUGACCCUGGAAUCCAGGAGUGUUAUGACAGAAGGCGGGAAUAUCAGCUCUCUGAUUCAGCUAAAUACUACCUUAUGGAUGUAGAUCGUAUUGCUACCCCAGGAUACUUACCCACUCAACAAGAUGUGCUUCGAGUUCGAGUCCCCACGACUGGAAUCAUAGAGUACCCUUUUGACCUGGAGAAUAUCAUUUUUAGAAUGGUGGAUGUUGGCGGUCAGAGAUCUGAGCGGAGAAAGUGGAUCCACUGCUUUGAAAACGUGACCUCCAUUAUGUUUUUAGUAGCCCUUAGUGAAUAUGAUCAAGUUUUAGUGGAGUCGGAUAAUGAGAACCGAAUGGAGGAGAGUAAAGCCCUUUUUCGAACCAUUAUUACCUACCCUUGGUUCCAAAAUUCCUCAGUCAUCCUCUUCCUCAACAAAAAAGACCUGCUGGAAGAUAAGAUUUUGUAUUCUCACCUUGUGGACUAUUUCCCAGAGUUUGAUGGUCCUCAAAGGGAUGCCCAAGCUGCCAGAGAGUUUAUCCUGAAGAUGUUUGUGGAUUUAAACCCAGACAGUGAUAAAAUCAUCUAUUCUCACUUCACAUGUGCCACAGACACAGAGAACAUCCGUUUCGUUUUUGCUGCUGUCAAGGACACCAUUCUGCAGCUCAACCUGAAAGAAUAUAACUUGGUUUGAUCUCAUUCAUUUCUCAGGAGACCUCAAUGUGUUAAAAAAUGGGGAAUAAUUACAAAAAUUUCCUUUGUUUUAAAUGAUGUGAUUAUUUUAAAUUGUCUUAAAGAGGAGUAGCUAGUUCUGUGUAUCCUGGUUCUUAUUCUGUUCAUAAAUAGUUGCUUUUUUCAUACUUCCAUGAGGCUUUUAUUUCAUAAUUAUCUGUGAAUGCACUUAAAUCUCCACAUAUUUUGCUAAGGGCAAAGAAGGGCUUCUUUUGGGUUUGAUUUUUUUUAACCUAGGACAGACUUAGAUUCUUUUGCUUUUCAUUCCCAAUAUCACUUUGCUCCAAUCACAUUUUAUUAAUUCCUGAGAAGGAAUGUACUAUAUCUUACUUCCCUAAUCAAUCACUCAGCCAGUGGUAUUUGUUGAGAGCUUACUGUAGGCAGAGCACUAUACUAAGCACUUGGGAAGAGCACACUGUAGCAGCGUUGGUAGACAUGUUACCUACCCACAACUAGCAGACAGUCUAAGAUGUCAUUUAUCCCCCAUAGGGAGGAGUGUCAUGUAAUUCUCCCUAUCUUCUCUCUCCCCCUCAAUCUGUCUGGGCUCCCCUGAGUCUGAAAGAACAUGGAACCCCUGCACAAGGUAAUAUAAUACUCAAAGAACUUCUGUUGUGAGCGUCAUUUUCUGUGUCUGUGUCCCUCAAUAUUAACCUCAAAAAAUAGUUGAAAAGCAUGCUGUAAGUAUAUUUUUUUGUUUUGUUUUAAACUGAUGCUCCACUUGAUAUUUUCUUUUGUCUGGUAAAGUUGGGAGCUUUUUGUCACUAGGAAAAGAUUCUAUUUCUAAAAUACUGAAAUCUCCUGUUGUUUAGAAGCUUUCACACUCUCUUUCUUAACUGGAGAAUUGCUGCCAACAGUCAAUUGAUCUUAUUUAUUGAGCACUUACUACGUUCAGAGCACUGUACUAAGCACUUGGGAGAUUACAGUACAGUAGAAUUAGUAGACACAUUCCCUUCCCAUAACAAGCUUACAGUAAUAUACAGGUGACUUCUCCUACCUAAAGCAAAUAUAGAGGUAUUCAUUUCCAAAGUCUAAUUGUUGUGUAGAAUUCUAGAAGUUUCUCAGCCUUGUUUUUGUGUUGAUUCUUUAGCUUACUGGAAAAGGGAAUAUUAUUUGUCCUCACGUUUUUGUGUAUUUUUAAGAAGGCUAUGAUACCUCCAUGAUUAGAUUUUUUGAAUCCAUGCAUCAAGAUAGUGAGAUAGACAUAGGAGUAGUGAAAAUUUGGGUUUGACAUAUUGUGGGCUGGAAAUCUCCUCAAGUAAAACCAAAAGACCAUAAAUACAGAAGAAAUUCUUAACGUAGAGGUGCGUGUAGUGGAUUUAUCUUCCAUUAUGUCACCAUUAUGGGGUCGUAUACAUACUGCCAAAUUACAGGUUUGACCAGAAAUAGAGUGUUCGAAAGGAGAGAUGAAAGGGUAGUCUCUUUCCCCAAGAACCUAGCUGCCAAAACAAACUGAGGCCUUGUGGCUUUAAUCCAGAUUGAGUUUGUGUGCCAAAAGCUAUUCCAGAUGUAAAAACUACCCUGGAUCAAACACCUAUGGCUAGCACAAAAGAUUAAACAUUCUCAUUUGGCUACAUUGAGCCCAAAUGACCUGGUUGAGCUGAGUGCUUGCAGACCUGAUUAAACAUUCCCAAACACUUUAGAAUGGCGGAGCCCUUAUUUUGUUCUAAAUAGUUACAUUUUACUAUUUGAUAUUUCACCAAAAGAAUAUUUUUUAACAAGUAGUGAGUGCUCACUGUGUUCAGAGCACAGCAUUAAGUACUUGGGAGAGUAGAGUACAUUGGUGUAAUUACUACACCAAAGGAAUUUAAAAUCUAGCACAGGAGAUAGUCAUUAAAGUACAUUAUUUGAAAGAGAAAGCAGCCUAAUAUAAAGAUAUGUACUUGUACUUCCCAAGCACUUAGUACAGUGCUCUGCACACAGUAAGUGCCCAAUAAAUACGAUUGAAAGAAUAUGUAUCUAAGGACUAAGGUGGUGAGGGCACUGGGGUUAGUAACAUAAUUGCUUGAGGAGUAAGGACGUAAGUGCAUAUGUGGUGCAGCAGGGAGUGAAAUAGCACUGAGAUAUGAAAGAUAACAGUUGUGAUUUUUGUUAAGCACUUUACUCUAUGCCUAACACUAUACUAAACACUGGGGUAGAUAAAC